This is a messenger RNA of Camponotus floridanus (Florida carpenter ant), 835 nucleotides long. It is a transcript of the gene Psf2, whose product is annotated as probable DNA replication complex GINS protein PSF2. Gene Ontology annotation, cellular component: nucleus; GINS complex. The transcript has 4 exons. The record is from RefSeq and is a predicted model, not a curated record. Lineage: Eukaryota; Metazoa; Arthropoda; Insecta; Hymenoptera; Formicidae. Gene Ontology annotation, biological process: DNA replication; double-strand break repair via break-induced replication. Bases 160 to 720 code for a protein of 186 amino acids.
ACUAAUGCAGCAGUGCAGCUAAAAAGAACAGACCCACUGUGUCACACAGUGUAUCACUGUGUUACCAUAGCUGGAAAGCACCCUAAGAAGUGUUAAAAUGAUUAUAAACGGUGACAACAAAAAAAUGAUACUUAAAGUGAAUUAAAAUUUUAACAAAACAUGGACCCGAGUAAGAUUGAAUUUCUUGGCGAGAAGCAACUAGUUAACAUAGUGCCUAACUUCAAUUUGGAUAUAAUUUAUCUGAUCUCGGGCUCAGUUGGGCCAUUUCGCGCCGGUUUGCCUGUCAAAGUACCAAUUUGGCUUGCCGUGUCUCUCAAGCAGAAACAAAAGUGUCGUAUUAUUAACCAAGAAUGGAUGAAUAUUGAAAGUCUAAAUGACAGAAAAGAAAUGGAAAAGAUGUCAAAGUUGUUUACAGAGAUGCCUAGUAAUCAUUAUAUAGAUGAAAGUCAAAUUUUAUUAAAUGUGGCAAAUGAUGAUAUACCUGAUGCAGAUCGUAUAAGGACAUCUGUAAAGGAUAUAUGGGAUAUAAGAAUGUCUAAAUUGCGUACAUCUGUUGAUGCUUUUGUAAAGAGCGAAGGAGUGCAUGCAAGAUUAGAUCAUCUUACUGCAAUGGAAAUUAAUAGUAUACGUCCAUUACUCCCACAUGCAUUAGAUCAAAUGUUACGAAUACAAUCUGCAAAUAUGGGAGAAAUUAAUUCUCAAUACAGCGGAAAAAAAUAAAAAAUGAAAGUGAAAUACAAAAUUAUUUAUAUAAAAAAUAUAAUGCUAUUAUAAUAUUGUCAGUAAAUAGAAAAAUGUGAAUAUUUUUAGAAUUUUUAUAUUUUAUUGAUUUACA